AUGGUUUCUCUGACAGCAGCAUCUGUGGUGCCAGUGUCCUGCGCCAUGGCUCUGCUCGGUGUGGGCUGCUUGGCCGCCGCGCUCCUGGCUUUCUUGUUGGUCCGCCAGCUCGUCAAACAGAGACGACCCCCCGGCUUCCCUCCUGGUCCAUCGCCCAUCCCUAUUAUCGGCAACAUUUUUUCCCUGGCGACCGAGCCGCACGUCUUCCUGAAGAGGCAAAGCGAAGUUCACGGACAGAUUUUCAGUCUUGACCUGGGAGGCAUCAUGACUGUGGUCUUAAAUGGAUACGACUGUGUCAAAGAAUGUCUCUACCAUCAGAGUGAGGUGUUUGCUGAUCGUCCAUCCCUGCCUCUGUUCAAGAAAAUGACCAAAAUGGGUGGGCUUCUUAAUUGUAAGUAUGGCAAAGGUUGGAAUGAUCACCGCAAACUGGCGUGCAACUCUUUCCGUUACUUCGGCAGUGGUCAGAGGCUGUUUGAGAGAAAGAUCUCGGAGGAGUGCAUGUUCUUUGUGGACGCCAUUGACGGACACAAGGGGAAGCCCUUCAACCCCAAGCACCUAGUGACCAACGCGGUCUCCAACAUCACCAACCUGAUCAUUUUUGGUCAACGCUUCACCUACGAUGACCGUGACUUUCAGCACAUGAUUGAGAUCUUCAGUGAGAACGUGGAGCUGGCGGUCAGCGGCUGGGCGCUACUGUACAAUGCCUUCCCUUGGAUUGAAUACAUGCCGUUUGGAAAACACCAGAAGCUGUUCCGCAACGCGACUGAGGUCUACGAUUUUCUGCUGGAGGUUAUAAAGCGCUUCUCACACGGAAGGGUGCCCCAUGUUCCUCGCCAUUAUGUUGACGCCUAUUUGGAUGAGCUGGAGCAAAAUUCAGGAGAUCCCAGUUCCUCGUUUUCAUAUGAGAACCUGAUCUAUUCAGUGGGUGAACUGAUUAUCGCUGGCACAGAGACCACAACAAACACCCUGCGUUGGGCCAUGUUGUACAUGGCGCUGUACCCCAACAUCCAAGAGAGGGUGCACCGAGAGAUCGACGGUGUAUUGACCAACGGAAGGGCUCCCACAUUGGAGGACAAGCAUAAGAUGCCCUAUGUGGAGGCGGUUUUGCACGAGAUCCUUCGCUUCUGCAACAUUGUGCCCCUGGGGAUUUUUCGUGCUACAUCCCAGGAGGCAAAAGUAAAUGGGUACACAAUUCCCAAAGGGACCAUGGUGAUCACCAACCUCUACUCAGUACACUUCGAUGAGAAGUACUGGAAUGAGCCGGGGGUUUUCUCACCACAGAGAUUUCUGGACAGCAGUGGCAACUUUGUGAGGCGAGAGGCCUUCCUUCCAUUCUCCUUAGGAAGACGUCACUGCCUGGGUGAACAGCUGGCCCGGAUGGAGAUGUUUCUCUUUUUCACCACCUUGUUGCAAAGGUUUCAUCUUCAGUUCCCUCCAGGAACCGUUCCAACGGUCACUCCCAAGCUAGGGAUGACCCUGCAGCCCAAACCUUACUCCAUAUGCGCCGUCCGCCGCCAGCAGAAGUUUCCCGGUUCUUGAGAUGCCGCUUGUCGUACGUAAGCUAGCUGAAUGUACGCAUUCACGUCUUUUCUAAAGAACUUUCAGUGGGAUAGGCUUCACCUCUGAACUCAAACAGUUUUUUCAACCGCUAUUGAUUUUUUUUUUUGUGAGCAAUAUGCAUGUUUGCACAGAGCUUUCAACCACCAGAACUGGAGGGACAUCCGAGGAACGCCAGUUUGCUAUCGAUUCGAUUCUCUGAGCCUCUGCACCCAGAAACAGACAUGUCUGUGAACAUGGUGUAACCGUGACGGCUCGGGUCAAUGAUUUAUACUAUGUACACUUAUAAUGGUUCAUAGCCCUUCUGUCCCGAGACAGAUUUGGGCCGGAUUGCUGACACCAGUCACUUGAGCUGCAUGCUGGCAAAGCGAGACUGAUAGACUUUCCAAGAAAGUUCUUCACGUUGUGUAUUGGAGCUGGACAUGGACCAAGAUUUACAUCAUCUGGAUCAACUUUUGACUUGUUCUCCUGGGAUGGUGCUAUGUGGAAAAUCUUUCUCUUAGAAAGAACCCUGAUUUUUUUUUUUUCUUUCUUUUUCAGAAAUUGACUGCAAUGUUAGUUUCUGCUAAAUGGUGCUUAUCAGUAUUCAGUGUGCUGCAUUUAUGUGUUUUAUUUUGUGAUGUAAUUGUAUUUCUUUCGUAAAUGUAUACAUUUUAACUUACCUUGUGUACUUUUGGAAGGAUUUUGCAAGAAUAAUUGUUGCUUUAAUAAGACAUUGAAACUAUAUUUUUACAGUUACAUAAGCAAUAUAAAAGAGGCAGUGCAGGUUUAGAGGUAAAGUACUGUCUCAUUUUAGGUCAAAUAUAAUUCCUUACAGUUUGAUUUAAAACAACAAACCUAAACCAAUAAGAAAAAAAAAAACAUUUUCCACAUUUGAAAUUUUGAUUAAAGGAUUACAAUCCUGCAAUAGCAUGACCCUAAUAAAUAAGAAAAGAAAAAUAUCAACUCAAUCUCUACAAGAUAACAUUUUUUUAGAAACCACCAAAAACGACUAUUCCUACAGUCCCACCCCUAAACAUUUAGCAUCGAAAAGCCCCGGUUGACUUCCAUUAAUACUAAAAGGGGUUAAUUCAGUAGCAUGUGGUGGAUUAGAAAUGAACUCUACAGAAGACACAUUUGCAUCAUUGGUAGGUUAAAUAUAAACCUGAAAAGGUAUAGUUUCAGGUCUUUUCAACCUUCACCAUACACAGCUGGUAUGCAUUUGUUGCUUGGUAUAUAGUGUUCUGUGACUUACCAAUAAGUAGAUGAACUUAGAGUGGUCACAAUUUCUGUUGAUUUGCACCAAGGCAUUUGAUACCCAGUUUUAUCUGUAUGGUUGUGUAUAUUUUGUCUAGUUUUGAUGUCACAAACCUGUCCGGACCCUCUGAAAAUGGAUAAAUGAGGGAACCAGAUUGGUUGGAACAGUAAAUACCUGAGGAGCGGAUGGUACCAAAUACCUACAAUCCGUUUUAAGAGCACUUUCAAUCUCAAACUUAAAGUACAAUAUGUUUAUACGUAUGUAUAUCUAGCUAUAGUUGCAAUACAUUUUUAAUUGACUAUAGUUAGAAAAGUUUUUAAAACUGCAGGGUCCAUAGCUUGUCUCUGUAAUGAUGUUGAGCUUUUUUUUCAUCAUAGUUUGCUUGUUUAAAAAAGCUGAAUAGAAUGUAUGUAGAAACUGUUACUUUUGUUUGUUAUCCUACUUUAAGGAAGUUAACACAGGGUAUUCCCAUUUUUUAAAAAAACUUGUGGGAAAAUGAUAUCUAUACUAUUCAGUUAUGCACUUUACUGAGUGUUUGUAUGUCUUAUAACUUUUACAGCAUCUAUCUUUGUGUUCAUGGGAUUCUGUUGGCUCUGGACUACUGGAGCCAGCCCCCUAGUGGUAAUUCUGUGAACAGCAAUUUAUUUUUUUAAAUGGUUGUAUUAGGUUAAACUUUGUUUUUGGGUGUCGUGGGAACAUAAGUCCUAGAAAAAUAAAUGUGUCUUUUCUAUAGUCUUGUUUAUGCAAAGCAGAUUGACUUGAAUGCUGACUGGUUCUACUUCAAAUGUGUUUUUAGUUUUUACUCAAGCUUAACUCAGAUGUAAAAACGAGGUAUAGAAAUGGAAAAAAAGGAGAUGCAUUUCCUCUCAAUGACACAUAAGUGUGGGGAAUUUGUUUCCUCACUUACAUAAAGUGGCAUGGACAAAAAAAUAAAAAUAAUAAAAUCUUGCGAGUUCUCACACACACAAACACCAAUAAAAAUCAAUGAAAACUGCUGAUACUUUAAGGAUGGUGUUUUAUGACAGCUAUAAAUAACAAAAAUCCCCACAAUGUAGAUAAGGGUGAAUGGUUACAUUAGACAAACGUACGUACAUUGAUGCUACAUAAGGGUAACAACCAUUCUUAGAUGUAUUUAUGGCACAAUCAUCUGAGGACACUGUGGUUUGAAAGACUGCACAGUGAGAAGCCAACAAACAUUUACAACUUAAUGAGUCAGAACAUAUCAGGUCUGGAGCUACCACGGCUUUACGAUCCACUGGGUCCAUGUGAAUAGAACGGAUGUCAAAUUUGUCAGAAUGUAUUUGGCUCCAGCCCGAGUCCCGGCUCCUCUGUCCCUACCACUCUGAUCGCGGAGGGGAAAUUUUCUUUUUUGACCCGCUGUGCUGGUUCUGUGCCAGCAGGGCCCAGACGCCGAUCGACAGAUCGUACCCACGACGUACAGGAUGAAGGUUGAGUGCGGCACAAGUUUGGUGACACAAGCGAUACAACAGUGAAAGUCAAUGGAGGAGACAAAGAAGAGUGGUUUAUGAUACAGAACAAUGAGAGGCUAAAAACAAACAAACCA
This is a messenger RNA of Oryzias melastigma (Indian medaka), 4358 nucleotides long. RefSeq names its product vitamin D 25-hydroxylase (gene cyp2r1). Gene Ontology annotation, cellular component: intracellular membrane-bounded organelle; cytoplasm. Bases 1 to 1539 code for a protein of 512 amino acids. The record is from RefSeq and is a predicted model, not a curated record. Gene Ontology annotation, biological process: xenobiotic metabolic process. The transcript is spliced from 5 exons. Gene Ontology annotation, molecular function: heme binding; oxidoreductase activity, acting on paired donors, with incorporation or reduction of molecular oxygen, reduced flavin or flavoprotein as one donor, and incorporation of one atom of oxygen; iron ion binding. Lineage: Eukaryota; Metazoa; Chordata; Actinopteri; Beloniformes; Adrianichthyidae.